This is a messenger RNA of Trematosphaeria pertusa, 1496 nucleotides long. RefSeq lists its product as uncharacterized. Lineage: Eukaryota; Fungi; Ascomycota; Dothideomycetes; Pleosporales; Trematosphaeriaceae. Bases 198 to 1070 code for a protein of 290 amino acids. The transcript has 4 exons. The record is from RefSeq and is a predicted model, not a curated record.
AAACGUGCUACCGCACAGGUAUGUGCUGUCCCCGUACCAUCGUCGGAGCUUAUGGCGUCAUUCCGCGUUAGAUGGCUAUCAGCGAGAAUGAGCCCAACCAGCAGCCAUUCGCUCUUUGAUGCCUACGGCAUCGUUCGUCUUCGCUGUGGGCUUGUAGUUACCGCUCGACCUCUCUCAUUGCCCUUACAACCCAAGCGAUGCGUCUGCCAACCGUCUUCCUCGUUGCUCUCGUAGGCGGAGCGGCAAACGCUCAGACGAACGCUGUAACAGACAGCGCGUCCGAACUUAUCUACCUCUCUUCGAGUGCUACCAUGACCUCGUCGGCGACUGGGAGGCCUUUAUCUCCAACAUGCGGAAUCGAACGCUGCAUACCCGGUGGUCUCUUCUUCGGUUGCACCGUGUCAGACUUUCCCUGUAUUUGCACGAAGGAACGCCGCUUCGUCGACGACUACAUCAACCUAGUGUCACCUUGUAUCAAGGAUCAACAUGGCUGUACGCCUGGAGGCAUUUAUACUUUCAUGGAUGCGUUCCAGUAUAUCUGCGCGUAUUGGGGGAACCCGCUUACGAGCUUGCCGAGCGAUAUUGAGACAUGGCUGAUGAGUAGGUAUGCGACUAUGCCGGCUUCGACGCAUACGGCCGUGGCUUCUACGAUCGUAUCCAUAACAGCAAGCGAAGGACGGCCGUCCACUGUAUUUCCACUUCCUUCCAGCGCACCGCCGACCGCUACAAGCACGGGCACCUACCCCUUGUCUUCCUCUCGCCUCUCUACGGGAGCGAAGAUUGGUAUUUCACUAGGCUCGGUCUGCGCAGCUAGCUUGCUAGUCGGCAUACUAGCGGUGGCGUAUAAGCGACGGAAGGCUGGACCGCGGUUUGACGAUCAGACGCCCGACAUAGGGAAUGCUGAAGCGCAUCAGCCUGCCAUGCGGGAUAGUAUUCCAGUGUCGGAACUUGAAGGAAGUGCAGGGGUGUAUAAGGACGACGUGGAAAAGGAGAAGGAGAAGGCGACUCGUCAGAGUGUUCCCGUGUCAGAACUUGAGGGGGAUGUUGGGUUCGAGAGGGCAGCGGUGUAAGAUGGUGGAACAACGGGAUACAUAGGCUUACGCAUGAGAGGCUGGUUGAGCCUGAUUUGGACCACGUUGUCGCGCAUACCAACGCGGCACAGGCGACAGCAUGCCCGAAAACAAACUUGCUUUGUUAGCGGCCGAACAUUCUUCUGUUAUUUUUCUCGCGGUAGCUGGCUUUUCUCUUACCGCCAACUAGUCAACAUCGCUAUGGUCAUCCGAACGGUUUCAUUCCAUCGUCAGUCACGGAGGGCUACGGCUGCAGAGAGCUCAGGCACCCCGAUAGCUAGCGUAAAGCCUCGUGAAGGCGGACCUCUGCAACAAACGCAAGAUCCUUCAGACUCUGGUUCCGUUAUCGUCACAGAAAUUGAUUCCACGACGGCGACGGUCAUUGUGGACCCGGGAGAAACGACGAACGGUGGAGGAAGCCCAAUU